Molecule: messenger RNA, 315 nt
Organism: Aspergillus aculeatus ATCC 16872
Lineage: Eukaryota; Fungi; Ascomycota; Eurotiomycetes; Eurotiales; Aspergillaceae
Product: 60S ribosomal protein eL34
Exons: 2
Biological process (GO): translation
Cellular component (GO): ribosome
Molecular function (GO): structural constituent of ribosome
Source: RefSeq, a predicted model, not a curated record
UACAACACGCGGUCCAACCAGGUUCGGAUCAUCAAGACCCCUGGCGGUGAGCUCCGUUACCUUCACAUCAAGAAGAAGGGUACCGCUCCCAAGUGCGGUGACUGUGGCAUCAAGCUCCCUGGUGUCCCCGCCCUCCGCCCCCGCGAGUACGCUCAGAUCUCCCGCCCCAAGAAGAACGUCAGCCGUGCCUACGGUGGUUCCCGCUGCGCUGGCUGCGUCAAGGACCGCAUCGUCCGCGCUUUCCUGAUUGAGGAGCAGAAGAUCGUCAAGAAGGUCCUCAAGGAGUCCCAGGAGAAGGCUGCCGGCAAGCGCUAA